Messenger RNA from Fusarium graminearum PH-1, 312 nucleotides. RefSeq lists its product as uncharacterized. The record is from RefSeq and is a predicted model, not a curated record. The transcript has a single exon. NCBI's taxonomy places the organism in Eukaryota, Fungi, Ascomycota, Sordariomycetes, Hypocreales, Nectriaceae. Bases 1 to 312 code for a protein of 103 amino acids.
AUGAUUCGUCUCUGCAACAACGACUUUGUUGGAUGGUGGUCUCAUCGCCAGUCUAUUGUGAACACUAUCUACGUCCUCAACCUUGAUGACUACGAGGGUGACAAGUAUUCCGAUGAACACGGCAAAAAUGGGUUCGGAAGAAUCAUCGGACUCAACUACUAUCACAACGCAGAGUUGACCACCAAGGGCCGCCCGAUUGUCCACAUGACCCCCAGGCUCAUUCAUUGCGGUGUUUGGAUUGACCCCGAGUUUCAUCGGGCUGAGCGCUUUGGCGAGGUCGACCUUCCGUACGAGUCUGAGAGCCUGGUUUAG